CCAGAUAAGAAGGAGAGACUCGUUGAGACAGAACAUACAGGAACUUUAUCUUACGUGCCUAACUAUGUUGUCUGGGUACAUCUUCAUACUUCUUACCUUCACUGGGGCUGCAGCCCUUAAAAUCUGCUCCUUCAACAUCAGGUCUUUUGGAGAAAAUAAAAUUGCCAAGCCGGAGAAUUUGGAUGUGAUUGUUAAGAUCAUUUCUCGAUGUGAUCUUAUGCUCUUGAUGGAAAUUAAAGAUGUGCGAAACAAAGCUUUCCCGGAGCUUAUGAAGCAGCUCAACAGUCAAUUCAAGGGCAAAAAGGAUGAAUAUAACCACAUCAUCAGUGAAAGACUCGGGAGAAAGACAUACAAGGAACAGUACGCCUUUAUUUACAGGCAAAGCGUGGUAUCGGUAAAAGAGAUUUAUCAGUACCCAGAUCAGCAGACUGGAGAUGAAGACGUCUUUUCACGGGAGCCAUUUGUGGUUUGGUUCGAUUCUCCCAAAACAGCUGUUAAGGAAUUUAUAAUAAUUCCUUUGCACACUACACCUGAAACCUCAGUGCGUGAAAUUGAUGAACUCUAUGAUGUCUAUUUGAAUGUGAAACAGCGCUGGAGCUCCGAGCAGAAUUUCAUAUUCAUGGGUGAUUUCAAUGCGGAUUGUGGCUAUGUACCCAAAAAGGACUGGAAAAACAUUCGCCUGAGAAGUGACACCAGCUUUGUGUGGCUCAUUGAUGACAACAUGGACACAUCUGUAAAAGAAACUACAAACUGUGCUUAUGACAGGAUUGUGGUACAUGGAGAAGCGAUUAACAAGGCUAUUGACUUGGAAUCCUUGGAAAUCUUUAAUUUUAAGGCUGCCUUUGGAUUAACUGAGGAAGAGGCGCUGGCAGUAAGUGACCAUUUUCCCGUGGCAGUGGAGCUAAGGAAGGCCAGAGGUUUCAUUACCUGGUUCAAAUCUCUCCGCGAUAAGGUGCUGAAGACUAAAUAAAGGAAAGAGCUCACAUGUCCAGUUUCAAAGCUUGCUUUCUUGUCAACUCUGUGUCUCGUAGGCUGAUUAUAAAGGUAGGGGAGACUUGUAAAUCCAUGCUGCCUAAAUGGCCGCACUGGAAACAGUUUUUAGUUGACAGACAGAGGGGCUAUCCUAAAGGAGGAUACACAGUAUGGCAAAUUUUCCAUCAUUUCUUUAUGUACACAAUGCGUUUUUAAUUUUGAUUGUUUUUCUAUCAUUUCUUUAGUUCCAAAUAAACAUCUAAUAAUACUGUU
This is a messenger RNA of Polypterus senegalus (gray bichir), 1245 nucleotides long. Its product is annotated as deoxyribonuclease gamma-like. Gene Ontology annotation, molecular function: DNA nuclease activity. Gene Ontology annotation, biological process: DNA catabolic process. NCBI's taxonomy places the organism in Eukaryota, Metazoa, Chordata, Cladistia, Polypteriformes, Polypteridae. The record is from RefSeq and is a predicted model, not a curated record. Gene Ontology annotation, cellular component: nucleus. The transcript is spliced from 8 exons. Bases 65 to 970 code for a protein of 301 amino acids.